Cynara cardunculus var. scolymus (artichoke) is the source of this 1148-nucleotide messenger RNA. Its product is annotated as F-box protein At1g70590-like. Lineage: Eukaryota; Viridiplantae; Streptophyta; Magnoliopsida; Asterales; Asteraceae. The transcript is spliced from 4 exons. Gene Ontology annotation, molecular function: protein binding. The coding region runs from base 50 to 1054 and encodes 334 amino acids. The record is from RefSeq and is a predicted model, not a curated record.
AAACAAAACCCAAUUCGACCCAGAAAUCUUUCUCCAACUCAAUCAAAAAAUGAGAGAACGUACUUGGCCAUAUCGAUCAGAAACUUCUCAUUUCUCAACCCUUCCAUCUAAUUCAACUCAAAAAAUCGAAUCGAGUCCAUCCAAAAUCCCCCAAUUCCGGCCAUCUUUCUGGCCGUGUUCUCGAAAAUCCGACCACCGUGAUUUCUCGGCGCUACCUAACGACGUACUGACGAGAAUCGCAGCGAAUUUCAGCCUCCCGGAUUUACAAACGACGUCGUUGGUGUGCAAAUCGUGGAGGGACGGAUUACGGCCGUUGAGGGAGGCGAUGUUGUUUUUAUGGUGGGGGAAACGGUUGAAGCACGGCCGUGGAGGGGUGAAGCGUGACAUGGAGAAAGCUUUGGAUUCGUUCUUAAAAGGGGUGGCGCGUGGGUCGACGUUAGCUAUGGUGGAUGCUGGAUUGAUUUAUUGGGAGAUGGGGAAGAAGGAAGAAGGUGUGAAUUUGUAUCGAAGAGCUGCUGAGCUUGGUGAUCCAGCUGGUCAGUGCAAUUUGGGGAUUUCGUAUCUACAAGCUGAACUGCCUAACUUGGAGGAAGCUGUUAAAUGGUUUCGUCGAGCUUCUAGUGCUGGCUAUGUUCGUGCUCAAUAUCAACUUGCUCUUUGUUUGCAUCGGGGUAGUGGGACGGACCAGAAUCUAUCAGAAGCGGCGAAAUGGUAUCUACGAGCUGCAAAGGGUGGGUAUGCACGUGCCAUGUAUAAUUCAUCGUUGUGUUACUCUUUAGGCGUGGGUUUGUUGCAAAGCCAUCAUCAAGCUCGGAAAUGGAUGAAGCGAGCGGCUGAUCAUGGUCAUAGUAAAGCUCUAUUUGAGCAUGGACUUGCUCUUUUUUCGGAAGGGGAGAUGAUGAAGGCUGCGGUUUACCUAGAGCUAGCAACGCGUGCGGGUGAGUCGGCUGCAGCUCACGUCAAGAACGUUGUCUUCCAACAACUUUCACCAUCUUCUCGACAACGAGCCCUUGAUCUUACGGACAAUUGGCGUGCCUUGCCAUCUUCGCGUUGAGCUCGGUUUUAAUCUUCCAUUUUGGUUAUAUGUAUUUGGAACUUAUACUCCCUUGUAAAGCAUUUUGGUUAUAUGUAUUUGGAAUUUCAUAGUC